AUGAGCGAAACGAAUGGAGAUGCUAUCGAACAACCGCAGAAGGAAAAAGAGACGGAUGAGGCUGAAGGAGAAAUGAGAGAUCUUCUUUCGCCUGAUCGACGUGUGAUGCAGGUUUUAAAAGCAGCCGGGGAACAAAUUGAGGCCAUUGAGGGUCCGGCACCGCCAAAAAUCGAAAAACCCAUCAAUGGACACCGAGAACAUCAUCCCCCACCGGCCAAACCAAAACGGGAAAAACAUCCAAUGUCAAAAAUCUGUGAAUCGCUCGAUCUGGCGGGAAACAAGUGUAAACAACGGGCAAUUAUUGGAUUUGAAUAUUGCAUUCGGCAUAUUUUGCUCGACCCCGCAGCCCCAUACCAUCAAUGUAUGCAUCAAAGGAAACCGAAAAAAAAAAGCGAACCAAUGGCCCAAUGUACAAAUGCGGUCAAGAAGAAUGGUCCCAGUUACUGUAGUAUUCAUUUGAUAAUGCAUGGCAUGAAGGAACCGAAGAAGAAGCCCGCGCCGGCCGGUUCUCAGGGAAAUUCAUUGAAUGGAGGGUCGCAGCCACAUUCAGGUGUACCGUCAGUGGAAACGGCUGGCCCGUUCUCACCCCAAACCCAAAUGAUGGGAAUGGGAGGCCCUGGUUCGGCUCCACCGCCCUCACUACCAUUAACGUCUCCAUUGUCUUCCCAUCCAUCUACAGCCCCACCAUCUCCACACAUCAACAGCCAUGGUCAACCCACCAACCAGCAUAUGAUGUACCUUGGUCAAAGACGCCCGGAGAUGCUGCCACCCCACAACUUCCCCGGCAGCCCGGUCGACUACCAUGGAAUGCGACAGGAUUAUAAUACGGCGAUGAUGCACGAUGGUCAUAUGAACUCAAGGAUGAUCCGUUCACCACUCCCUACAAUGCAGCCACCGCCGUCAGCUUCGAUGCCUAAUCAGAUGCCGUAUGGGGAUCGGAUACCCCAUCCACAACAACACCAUCAAAUCCCCUAUCGACAGCUGCCGCAUCCGAGUCAAAAUCUCCCAAAUCAGCCCUUCACCCUUCCAAGUGCACAACCCGGUGCUCAUCCUGGACCAGCCCCUAAAGCUCCCGCCCCUACGCAUACGAUAGAAACAAGAGCUCUUCCGAAUGCUAUGAUUGAAACGAGGCCGUUGCCACCAUUGGCUGCAUCAAUUCAACACAUUGCCAUCCAGCAGCCUAGCCAUCAGCAAAAUCCACAGGGCCAUAUGCAACAAAUGAUGGCCCAGCAACAACAUCAGCAGCAGCAACACCAACAACAACAACAACAACAACAACAGCAACAACAACAGCAGCAGCACUUCCAACAGCAAAUGACCCACCAGGCCCAACAGCAAGCGCAACCACUCCCUCAACAUUCACCACUUGAGCAGAAUCGGAAGAACAGCCAACAAAACUUCGUCCAACCCCCCAUCAUCCAGCAUCUACCUGGGCAGCAACAUGCGCAAGUCCAAAUGCUCCCACCGCCAACCGCCCCCGCACCAGUCGUCGUCCAAGGACAAGUCAUCCAACCUCAACAGACCCAACCUCAGACGAUGCAGCAGAACAUCCCGCAGAAACAGCAGAAUGGUCAACGGCCAGCGCAGCCAGGACAAAUCGCACGGCAGCAUCCCCAACUCGCUGCAAGGCUCAUGGAGCCGAGCCCCCCGGAAUACCAACAACCCCAGCCUCAACUUGCCCGCCAAGGAUCUCAGCCCCAGAUGCAGUCUCCCGCACCUCAAAAUGGCCAACCCAACCAACGGCAGCUGCAGCAACAUCAACAACAACAACAGCAACAUCUUCAGCAAAAACCACAACAACAGCACGUCAUGCAACAACAACCUCCUCAACCUCAACAGCACUCUCAACAGCCGAUCCCAUCGCCAGCGCAGCAACCUAUGCAGCAACCCCAGCCAUCUACCUCACAACAACCCCAACCUCCUCAGAUGAUACAGCAGAAUGGUCAACAACUCCAGAUGCGUAAUGGGCAACAGGUCCAAAUUCAACAGCAAAACCAGCAAAACAUCCAGCAGAAUGGUCAACAUCUACAACGACAACCGCAACCAUUACAUCCACUGGUACAUGAGCAGUUCCGGCUAGACAUCGCGCGACGAACACCACUUCCGGCCAUGGCUCCCCAAAUCCGGACCCCAUCACCAGAACCGGAGAAUAACGACCGCACAAAAAUUAUCCUUCGACAAAAGCGAAAACGUCCCGCGCCGACCGGUGAAUACAUGCAAGUGGCUGUCGUAGAACAUAUGUGCAAACAAAUGGAGGAUGCUGACUUUGAUAACACCGAUCUCUUUCCUCUUGGGCUGGAGAGCUCGGAAGAUGAGUCGGAAGAUUUUUCGGCGGGUUACGACUCGGAGCAGGUCUCCUUUUUCGCCACCGAUGAUGACCAGAUCUCAACCGAACUUUACCUAACGAAGAAACAAUUGCAACUCGACAAGAUCUCACUCAUCAAAAAGACCGAUUUGAAUGGGGCGUUGUUGGCAGCUGCAAAAAGGUGUCCCACGGCAGCUGGAGCAGCUUUAAAGCAUCGAGAGAAGAAGCCCCCAAACGCCAAAAAGGUCGAAGAGCCAGCCUCACUUGGGGUCCGAACCUGUACAAAAGCGGAUCCUGGUGGCGAGCGCUGUAUGCUACCAUGCCUGCCGAUGUCCAACCACUGCGCCGAGCACAUCCUGUACAACGUCUCCCAGAAGUUGUUCAGUUACUGCCAGCAUAGUGGGUGUGGUCGCCCAGUUAUGGCAAUUGAGCAAAUGUUGGAUGAAGGAUACUGUCGAUAUCAUAAAAAAGAUGGUUUCCCAGAGCCUGAACGAGAAACAUCGACAAUGUCAUCAAUGUCGUUAAUGGAUUUGGAUAUCCUCUCCGAUACGGACCCAAGUAUGCCAUGUACUUCCACUGUUGACGAAGGCGACUGGGACGACAUUGGAGAAUUUUUGCAAAGCGAAGGCUACAUGGACUCUUUACAAUUCUUCAAUCCGGAUGCAUCUGGGGAGCUCAGCAUC
Mesorhabditis spiculigera is the source of this 2988-nucleotide messenger RNA. NCBI's taxonomy places the organism in Eukaryota, Metazoa, Nematoda, Chromadorea, Rhabditida, Rhabditidae. The record is from the annotation of a GenBank genome assembly.